AUGACAUCGAUAGUGGCAUCCAUUCCCUUACUAUCGCACUGUGAAAAGAGCAAUGUGAAUAUUUUGUACGAUUCGCAGCCAUCCCGUUGGGAAAUUCAAGUUGCCCAAAGGAUAGAGGCUUUAGGGUUCCCCGUUCGUUGGUGCACGAUCUCCGAGUCACCUCCUACUAACGAAGACGUCAUUUCAUUCCUCGAUAUCGAAAGCCCAUAUCUGUAUACCCUUACGGAUACGCAGCUCGCGCAGCUUCAGCAGUAUCUUUCAUCUUGCACAUCUACCCGUGUUCUCUGGGUGACCCACAGCUCCCAGAUGCGGUGUCCAGAUCCGCGUUACGGGUUGACUCUGGGAUUCGCCCGGACAAUGCGUAUGGAAUACGAAAUGGACUUCGAUACAAUUGAAGUGGAAGAUUUCAAUGAAACCUCAGCGGAUGCCGUUGUUGAUAUCUACAUGAAGUUUCAACAGCAACGGUGUCGAAUGGAUACAACAGUGGACCACGAGUAUGCCGUCCAGAACGGGUUGAUUCAUAUUCCUCGGUACCACUGGAGUAAUUUGUCUGAGAACUUACUCGAAGACCCUUCUCCAGAAGCCCCAAAGACCCUCGCUGUCGAACACCCUGGAAUUCUGGACUCUUUGAAGUGGGUCGAGAAGGAUUUGAAUGCUAUGGGAGAAGAUGAGGUGGAUAUUGAUGUGAAAUUCGUGGGCCUCAACUUCCGCGACUUGAUGGUGAGCCUGGGCAUGUUGCAAGGUAACACCGAUAUGGGAUUGGAAGGUAGCGGUGUGGUUAGACGAGUCGGAAGUGGCGUUACACAUCUCCACGAGGGAGAUCAAGUAGUAUUUCUUACAUCGUCUGCUUUUAACACUCGUGUUGUUGUUCCAGGAGCUCUGGUCGUCGCGAUACCUGGGGAGCUCCAGUUGGAUCAAGCAGCUACCAUCGGAUGUGCAUAUACUACCGCAGCGUACUGUCUGCUAAAUGUUGGACGACUACAGAAGGAUCAGUCGGUGUUAAUUCACUCUGCCGCGGGUGGAGUUGGCAUCGCAUCCAUCAUGCUGUGCCAGGAGCUCGGUGUACAGAUUUAUGCUACGGUCGGCAAUCAAGAAAAGGCACAGUAUCUAACAGAAACCUUUGGAAUUCGGAAAGAACAUAUUUUCGAUUCUAGGAGUACUUCCUUUGCGACGAAUCUGCUAAAAAGAACCCGAGGCCGAGGUGUCGAUCUAGUGCUUAAUUCGCUAGCAGGAGAUCUCUUGCUUGCGUCCUGGGAAUGUGUUGCUGAAGGAGGCAUAAUGGUCGAAAUUGGUAAACGCGAUUUAAUGGGCCACGCUAUGUUGCCCAUGGACCGGUUCCUCGCCAACAGAUCCUUUGUGGGGGUGGACAUUCUUUCACUUACCAAAUCACGGCCCCAAGUCGUACUAGAGUGCUUGAAAACAGUUUCGACUCUUUUGGCCAAAAAGUCAAUUAAGCCUAUUCAGCCAAUGCGUAUCUUUGCAGCGGGUCAAAUUACUGAGGCAUUCAAGCAUAUGCAAGAAGGGAAACACAUGGGAAAGAUUGUGGUCGAAAUGCCGGAUGAUGCCAACAAACUUCCUUUGUCCAAGACCCCAGGGCAUAUCUCCUUCGCCAAUGACGGUGCCUAUCUUCUCGUUGGUGGUCUGGGCGGCCUAGGCCGUGCAGUAGCACAAUGGAUGGUUGAAAAUGGUGCUAAAUAUCUGGUCUUCCUCUCACGGAAUGCAGGCGCCAGGGAAGAUGACGCCAAGUUUGUCUAUGACCUCCAGCUUCAAGGAUGUAAUUCCAUCUUAAUCCAAGGAGAUGUUGCUAAGCUGGCCGAUGUCAAAAGAGCCGCUGGUGCCAGCUGUAAGCCCGUAAAGGGCGUCAUCCACAUGGCAAUGCUCAUGAAGGACUCUCCUUUCUUCAGCAUGACGCACGAGCAGUGGACGGGAGCCUUAGGUCCAAAAGUGCAAGGCGUGUGGAACUUGCACGAAGCCUUUUUGUCUGACCAGCUCGACUUUUUCCUCAUGUUCAGCUCAGUCGCAGCUGCAGCGGGCUCUGCUGGGCAAGCAAAUUAUACGGCGGCCAACACCUUCCUCGGUGCCUUCGCGCGUUAUCGCCAGUCUUUGGGCCUGACAGCAUCCGUUCUUGAUGUUGGUUGGAUCACCGAUGUUGGCUAUGUUAGCCAGCGGCCAGAACUCUUGGACAUGAUGCGGUCUAAAGGUUUUAUUCCGCUACGAGAGACUCAUCUUCUGACUGCCAUGCAAUUGCUCCUCUCUCCACCCAAAAUGGUUGAUGGGGUGCCGUCCAAGUUCAGAGAUGAGCACCACCUGUCUGUCGGGUUGGGUCUCCUAUGGGCACAGGCUUCCAAUGAUUUACGAUGCAAAGACGCCCGGUACCGUCAAGAUCCGUCGGCAAGAGCUACACGCCCUGAGCCAUUCUCUUCCAAUGAUAGCUCUAUCAAAGGUUUUCUUCAGGCCGUGGAGGAGAAUCCUGAGAUCUUGAAACUUGCACCCACUGUUGAUCUUCUUACUAAGGAAAUGGCCCUGUUGAUGGGGCCAUAUUCAGCCGCCGUGAAAAAUGACGAUUGGGCUGCUAUGUCCGAAAUUACGGUAGACUCGCUCGUAGCUGUGGAAGCUCGAGCAUGGUUGAAACGCAACCUCGAGGUGGAUCUUGGCCUUGUCGAUAUUGCAACGGCAGGUACUGUUCACGGCGUGGUCACUCUCACCAUGGCUGCACUGAGCCUGAAACAUGCUGUGAAACCGUGA
Molecule: messenger RNA, 2745 nt
Organism: Penicillium brasilianum
Lineage: Eukaryota; Fungi; Ascomycota; Eurotiomycetes; Eurotiales; Aspergillaceae
Source: the annotation of a GenBank genome assembly